AUGGCUAAGGAAACCUCAUUUUGUCAUGUCUUCUUGAGCUUCAGAGGGGAAACUCGCAACAAGUUUACAUGCUUCUUGUACGAGGCUUUGAGGGCUCAAGGAUUUGUAGUUUUCAUGGACAAAACGGAUAUUUGUGUCGGAGAUGAAGUGGAUUUAAGGAUCAAAGAGGGGAUCAGAAACUCUAUGAGCGCCAUAAUUAUAUUUUCCCAAAAUUAUGCUUAUUCUACGUGGUGUCUGGAUGAACUCGUCCUCAUUUUAGAACACAGAAAGAACUCCAAGUAUUUUAUCAUACCGAUUUUGUAUGAGGUUGAAAUCAGAGAUAUUAAAUACCAGCUUGGGAAUUACGGCCUUGCGCUUGAAAAGCAUAGGGAAAGACACAGCGACAAGGUGGAGAAGUGGAGAGAAGCUCUGGUAGAAGUUGGUAAAAUUCUUGGAGACCAUGUGGAGGGGUAA
Messenger RNA from Daucus carota subsp. sativus, 453 nucleotides. RefSeq names its product toll/interleukin-1 receptor-like protein. Gene Ontology annotation, biological process: signal transduction. The coding region runs from base 1 to 453 and encodes 150 amino acids. The transcript has a single exon. NCBI's taxonomy places the organism in Eukaryota, Viridiplantae, Streptophyta, Magnoliopsida, Apiales, Apiaceae. The record is from RefSeq and is a predicted model, not a curated record.